This is a messenger RNA of Mycetomoellerius zeteki, 1003 nucleotides long. Its product is annotated as sin3 histone deacetylase corepressor complex component SDS3. The record is from RefSeq and is a predicted model, not a curated record. Lineage: Eukaryota; Metazoa; Arthropoda; Insecta; Hymenoptera; Formicidae. The transcript has 8 exons. The coding region runs from base 1 to 987 and encodes 328 amino acids.
AUGUCGUAUCAGGACUCCGGUUUUUCUACGAUGUAUGAUCGUCAGGACGACUAUGAUCUCGAUGAAGACAAUGAAGAAUAUCUGGAGGAGGAUAGGGAUGCCGAGGAGCAAGAUGAAAGCGACGAAGAUACCGAAGAAGCGAGCGAAACUGAUAUGGGAAAAUCUGAAGAAUAUACAGAAAUCAAAGAACAAAUGUACCAAGAUAAAUUAGCUAGCUUGAAAAAACAGCUGCAACAAUUGAAGGAAGGCACGCAUCCUGAAUACAAUCGUAAACUAAAACGACUAGAAGCGCAAUAUAAGGAACGACUAAGACUGAAUAUAGUUUAUCGGGAUUACUUGACGGAGUGGGUUGAGCGCGAUUAUAUAUCUGAGAAGAAAGCAGCAGCAAAAGAAUUUGAAGAAAAAAAAAUCGAUCUUAAGGAAAAUCUACUUACUGAUAUGGAGGAAAAACGAAAAAUGAUUGAGUCAGAUCGUCAUACAAUGGAGCUCACUGGUGAUUCUAUGGAGGUAAAGCCUGUAAUGACAAGAAAAUUACGCAGACGUCCCAACGAUCCAGUACCUGAAAAAGUAGAGAAACGGCGAAAACCACCUCCUGCACAACUAAAUUAUGUAUUGGACGAUAAAGAUAUUGAACUUGACUUAAAAGCAAUCAAUCGUGCGAAAGCGCCGACCACUAUUCGCAAGCCAGUAGUUUUGCCACAUUACAACGCGGUAAAUAUUCCAUCACAACAUAUAUCACAGACGCCUGAAACUCCAUUGGUGGAAACUCGGAUAGAAGACGGAAAAUUAUUAUAUGAGCGAAGAUGGUUCCAUCGUGGUCAACCCGUCUAUGUCGAAGGCAAGGAUCUUAAUAGGUUCGCAGCUAACAUUUCUGCAAUUGGCACCGAAGCGAUUUGGGUGAAGAAAGUAACUGACAGCAGCAAAGUACGCAUUUACAUAUCGCAAUUGAGUCGUGGAAAGAUUUCCAUCAAACGACGAGCUUCCUAAUCAACUUCUCUAUUAU